Sphaeroforma arctica JP610 is the source of this 807-nucleotide messenger RNA. RefSeq lists its product as hypothetical. Gene Ontology annotation, biological process: protein retention in Golgi apparatus; protein targeting to vacuole. Bases 1 to 807 code for a protein of 268 amino acids. Lineage: Eukaryota; Ichthyosporea; Ichthyophonida. The record is from RefSeq and is a predicted model, not a curated record. The transcript is spliced from 7 exons. Gene Ontology annotation, cellular component: extrinsic component of membrane.
AUGCCACAUCGGUCACAGGCCAAAACUCUGGGUGCGUGGGCGACGGUUGUUGUGCAAGAUGUACAUCUUAGAUACGAAGACACGACCUCCAUCCCAGGCCAAACACUGAGUGCCGGUGUGACGUUGGGCAGUUUCGAGGCACAGUCAACGGACUCUCAUUGGUCAGAGGGGUUUCUGCAGCUCAGCGCGCCUGUCAAUUACAAGCUGCUGGAUGUGAAAGACAUCGCUUGUUACAUCAAUGUGACUGGCGACGUUGUUUUUCCGGCGAACUGUCCCGAUAGCGAAUUCUACGGGCGGAUGCAGAGCAUGGUGGGCAAGGGCAAGAAACCAGUAGAAGGUUUAGACGGGCCCAUGCAGUAUCUGAUCAAACCCAUUUCGUGUAAUGCGAAAGUCAAACUCAACCGCACACGCCCACUGGACACGUCUAUGCCGAAGGUAGAGGUCAAGGUUGCCAUAACAACCCUCCCGCUGAUAUUGAGAGAGCAACAGUAUGAGACUGCAACGAAUGUUGCCGAGGCCUUCACACGCAUCCACAGAGGAGCCGCGUACCGCCGAUUCAAACCAUCUGGCACUCCCUCUGCGGCCGGUCGAUGGAAGUUUGCGCUGGACUGCGUCAGGCAUGACAUCAGAGAACGCAACAGACGGUACACGUGGGCGUAUUUCAAAAGUAGGCGAUUGGCUAAAAUCGAGUACAUCUCUGCGUAUGUGGUCAAAGAGACCCAAUUACCGGUCCCAGAAUCCGUUACAAAAGUACUGGAGCGUUUGGAGAAGGAACUCACUUUCGAGGAUAUUCGAUACUUCCGGUGA